Molecule: messenger RNA, 2880 nt
Organism: Pocillopora damicornis (cauliflower coral)
Lineage: Eukaryota; Metazoa; Cnidaria; Anthozoa; Scleractinia; Pocilloporidae
Product: E3 ubiquitin-protein ligase TRIM71
Molecular function (GO): protein binding; zinc ion binding
Source: RefSeq, a predicted model, not a curated record
CGGAAAGAGUGUGAUUAAAAAAUUAUCGCAUUCAGUCGGGGAGCAAAACUUGCGUUUCCCAAAUCACUCCCACAAACAAUGGCAACAGUGAAAGAUGAAAAAUAUUCACCUCAGUCCUUAGAGUGCCCUAUCUGUAAGAACAUCUUCAGCGAUCCAAAAAUCUUGCAAUGUCUUCACUCGUUCUGCCGGAAAUGUCUGGAGAGCUACGACGUAAUCGGGGCAGGAACGAACUCGAUCGUUUGUCCCCUCUGCCGAAAGCUGACUCCAAUUCCGUCCGAGGGAGUCCACAUUCUCCCGAACAACUUCCUUCUGACAAACGCGCUGGAUCAUUUGUCCGUCAAAUCAAGCAAAGAGUAUACUCUUCAUUGCACAAACUGCGAGGACGAAGCAGCGGCGACGUCCCGAUGUCUGGAGUGCGCCGAGUUUCUGUGCUCGAACUGCGUUUUGGCUCACCGACGAAUACGAGUGACGAAGGACCACCGCAUCCUGUCGCUUGACACACUGCAAGCCGACAAACAGACUCUACAUCGUCCAUCCUUCUGCGGACAACAUACGGACGAGAUGUUCAUGUUUUACUGCGUCCCAUGCGACUGUCUCAUCUGCCGGGAAUGCACAAUUCUUGAUCAUCGAGGACACAAGUAUACAGGUCUAAAAGAAGCACUCGAAGAAAGAAAGAUUCUUAUAGAUGAGCGACUUAAAUUCUGCAUCGAAGAGAAGAUUCCUCCUGUCCAUGAUGCUGUGCACGAGGUCAAGACCAUGGCAGCUAAGCUACGCGCACGUGCAGAAGCUGUUAAAAGUGAGAUAUGUGGCACCGCAGAAGAAUGCGUGAAGCGCAUUGUCAGCCGCAAACAAGAAAUACUGGCGAGGGUUGACGCCCUGGAGCAAGAGAAAGAGGCUGUGCUCCGCCAUCAACAAAACCAACUAGAGACGGAACUUUUCAAGUACACCAGCUCCAGAGACUUCGUGGAAAAUGUAGUUCUGCAUGGAAAUGAAGUUGAAAUCAUCCAACUUCGACAACUGAUGCUAGAUCGUCUUGAUGAACUCAACGCCAUCAAACUGGAUUACAAAGAACCAGAAGAAAAUGACGUCAUCGAUUACAUCCUAGACUCGGAAGCUGUGGAGAACGUGGCGACCACGAUGGGUCGGGUGGCAUCUAGUGUCACGUUUACCGCUCUGUGCAGCGCACGGGGCCUCGGGACCAAAUCGGGGAAAGUCGGUGUUGAGUCGUCCUUUAUCGUCGAGACAAAAGACCGCUUCGGGAAUACAUCGGUUGAAGGCAGCCAUACAUGUCCACUGCAAGUAAAAGUCCAAGCACCUGAGGGGUUCUUUCUUGGAAACAAAGUCACGAACAACGGAGAUGGCGGCUGGAGAGUGCGUUACACUCCAGUCACGCACGGCAAACAUGAUUUGUAUGUGACCAUCAGAGGGCGCGAGGUUGAAGGAAGUCCUUUCAGCGUCAAUGUGGUGGAAGGGAUUGAUUACACAAAGGUUGGACCAACAUUCAUGAAGAUUGGCUCUCAAGGAACAAAGAGCGGGGAAUUCAAGCAACCCUGCUCCGUAAUUACCGACCAGGAAGGAAAUAUCUACGUUACAGACUUCGUCAACUGUCGAGUUCAAAAGUUUGACGCACUUGGAAAGCAUCUUCAAGAUUUUGGAUCCCGUGGAAGCAAAGAUGGCCAGUUUCAGAAUCCUUGCGGUAUUGCGGUAGACACAAAUGGAAUAAUUGCCGUUUCAGACUGGGAUAAUCAUCGUGUACAGCUGUUUAGUCCCGAGGGAAAAUUUAUCGGCAAGUUUGGAACGAAAGGACCUGAGGACGGGAAACUAAAUCAUCCUGCUGGUUUGGCGUUAACCAAAGAUGGCAACUUACUCGUGGCAGAUAAAGACAACCACAGAAUACAACUCUUUAACAUGGAUGGUACCCACAUCAUGACGUUUGGUUCCCAAGGCAAUGAAGACGGGGAGCUAAAUAGCCCAAACCACGUGGCUGUCACUGAAGACAACAGUUGCUUGGUAACCGACACAGAAAACAACCGCAUCGUAAAGUUUGACUCCAGUGGCAAGUUCCAUUCAAGCUUUGGUGGAAAAGGUAGCAGCGAUGGGCAGCUUGACCGUCCCGCAGGAAUCGCGAUAGAUUCCGAGGGAUUCAUAAUCGUUGGUGAUUUCCAAAACCACAGAGUGCAGAUUUUUCAACCAGAUGGGAAAUUUUAUGCCACAUUUGGCAGUGAAGGAGAUGGAGAGGGUGAAUUCAAAUUCCCAAGUGGUGUUGCUUUGACAAAGGAUGGGCGAGUUAUAGUGGCUGACAGGCAUAAUCACAGGGUUCAGGUGUAUUAAUCACAGUCAAAUAUGGUCACUAUGAUACAAUAAUCUGUGUGAGCUGGAGGCGGUUUAGUACAUACUGGCCGGGAAGUGUGCUACUAAUAGAUUGCACAGUUUUACAAAAAACUAAAAUUACAUUCAUCACCUUAAGAGUGAAUCACUUUAAAUAACAAAGUACCAGUUUAAGUUACAGUAAGAAUAAAAGUAAAUAAACAAAUGUUCAUCUAUUUCUCAAGGUGGACUGCAAAUAGAAGACAAAUGUUUGUACAAACUAUCUGUCAACCAAAGGUAGUAAAUUAUUUGUGUAGUCACCGAUGGCUAUUUAAAAACAUUCCUUUAGAAUAAUUUACUAGAAAAGCAUGUAAACAGAAAGCCAUUGACGACUGAUGUCAAUGGUUUGGUGACCAGUAAACAGGAGAAAAUCACCAACUGAAAUAUUGCUAAAUUGUUAAAUGUAGAGACAUGAGCAAUGGCUACUUCUGUAGGAUUUGACAGCUUGUAAACUGAAAAAAACCCUAGAUGUUAAAUAUGAGAAAAAUAAAACUUUCCUUCUAAGAUAGAAAA